This is a messenger RNA of Aspergillus terreus NIH2624, 1542 nucleotides long. RefSeq lists its product as uncharacterized. The coding region runs from base 1 to 1542 and encodes 513 amino acids. The record is from RefSeq and is a predicted model, not a curated record. NCBI's taxonomy places the organism in Eukaryota, Fungi, Ascomycota, Eurotiomycetes, Eurotiales, Aspergillaceae. The transcript has a single exon.
AUGGCCCCAGCAUCCUUACACCGUCUCCCAACCGAGGUUCUACACCUGAUCUUGGGACAUUUACGCUUCCCCGCGGAAGGCUAUUCUGAACCGCCAGAUGCGUAUUUUUGUGGCGACCAGCAGGAGCCUGACCAGCCAUCCUGGUACUCUCUGAAACUCCAGCCGCUUGUAUCCCUCUGCCUGGUCUCCCGACGCUUGCGCAGCAUCGCUCAACCAAUUCUAUACCAUUCGUUUAUGCUGGGAUACGGCGAUUCGUGGCGCUCGAAUUUUUACACCUGGGACGGUCGACUCGCUUCAUUCAUGCGGACAGUGGCACAAAGACGAGAUUUAGCUGCCCUUGUGAGACGGAUAUAUAUCCACCCGUUUCUAUUAGAGUCCUUUGGUGAGGAGAGGAUUAUACAAGCGGACUGUAUAUGGGGUUCUGUUCACCGGGUUGGCCGUGCGUACCCGCGGCAGUUUUUUAGCGAGAAUGAAGCCCAGGCUGUGCUUCGGGUAGUUGCAGAUGCUUUAAAGAUCGAAGAACUACAGCAGCUCUCAGCACGCGACCUGGUCACAGUUCUACUUCUAGAGCUACCGAAUCUAGAGCAUUGCAGCCUUCAAGUAGGCCCAUAUAAGGAGGAAGCUGUUCCGUCAGCAGGGAUACGAGCCGCCGGGAUUUCACAUCUUCCUAUUAAGACCAUUGAUGUGUCACUGAGAGCUUUCGACUUAGAAGCGUCCCGUGGCUGCCUAUUUUAUAUCGAUCAGCGUGUGGGAGCUCUUUUAGACGUAUCUCAGCGUCUGGAGACUCUUAAUCUCCAUAUGUGCUAUGGCUCGUCCACUGGUUUAUUCCCUACCCUGCCGAACCUAAAGAAUCUCCGCCUUACAUUCAGUCGGUUAAGUGAGCGAAAUCUUCAAGGACUACUUUCAUCUUGCCGCAGCCUCCGUACUUUCUUAUACGAGGCUACUUACGCCCCGUACAACCCAGAUGUUGAUAUGUUUCGCGGCUACGAUCACUUCCAACUUCCAAAUGCUUUGAAGUAUCUCAGUUCCCACUGCGAAUCACUUGAAUUAUUGCACCUUGAUCUUCGCAAGCGGGGUCUGACCUUCUCGCCCCCGGAACCUCGAGCUAGUUUUAGUCUCAAAAAGUUCACGGCCCUAAAGGAUCUAUUUCUUAACCUAGAUGAGUUCCAUUCUCGGUUCAUGGCAGCAGAUCCAUCGGGCGAUCGAGAACUCCUAGUUCAGAUCCUUCCUUCCAGUAUAGUUUCUCUGAAUCUUGCUGGUAUUAUUACUGAGGAGCUUCCUCGGUUAGAGGAGAGCCUAUUCGGCCUUGCGCACGCUGUUUUGCAGGGCCAAUUCGCGGAGCUGAAGGAGGUUCGAUGGGAUGAGAAAGAGAAGUUAAAUGAUGAAUUAGGCGUACGUAGCCUAUUUGCAACUGCCGGAGUCAGCUUUGAUUACAAUCGUUGGCCUAUGAGCAAGACUCCGUUUGGCGAUGGCGGGAUUUCACCGUCGAAGCCCACUUAUUAUAAUUGGUUAUCGGAGAUGGAGGAAGAGCCUGAGCUUUGA